CUCAUGUGCGCGAGAUUUUGUCCAAUCUGCAACUCGCGCGCCGCAUCCAGUCCUUGCCCAAUCCCACGCCCAGCCCCUUUCCCCUCCAAUUUCCAUAGUCGCGGCACCCUCCCUCCUUCCGCACGAACCCUAGCAAUUGCCAUCCGCCACCCUCGCUCCUCCCAGCCGCCUCCAUGCUCGCUUCCUCCUCCUCCAUCCUCCCAUGCUGGUCUCCCCCUCCCGCAUCUCAUUCAUCUCGUUGGAUCCAACGCGAGGCGAUCUUCUGCGGCGGCGACCCCAUGGAUCCGUCCCUGAGAAGAUGAGAAUGAGAGAGAGAGAGGAAAGAGGAAAGGGAGGUCCAGCGGCGGAGGGGAGAGGGCACCUCUGCCCCUUCCUCUUCCCGCGUCGCCGCCGAGGAUGACGACCGCCUGAUCCAAGAGGCUACACAAGGAUGCGAAGAAGAACAUGAAACACGAGUUGCUUGCCUGCUACAUGGAGGAGGUAAGGCGAACCCAGUCUGUGCCUCCCUUCAUUGGCUAGUUGAUGGAGAUGGUUGAUGGCAACAACGGCUUCGAAGUCCACCACUGUGAGCUGCUCAAGGCGUCUGUCUCGGUUGACCUGCUCCGCCGUCUCCCUUUCCCCUUCUGGUGGCCCCUCCCUACGAAGACGAUGACAGGGAGGAGGGCCCGCCUUUUCCUCAGAGAGGAGGUCGACCGUGGGAGUCUUUGUGUGGAAUGAAGCGAAACAGCAGGAAGGAAAUAGAGCGGGUCGUGUGUCAUCGUGCACAGUCUGCCUUCCAUUGUGUGAGUACUCGCACUUGGAUCGCCCAAUUGUGUGUGCACAGCAGGGGACCAUGCACUGGAACAUCGAAUUCAACCUGCUCACAAGUUGAAGAGAAGGCUACAUAUGCUUUUUGUAGCCAGUACUAAGUAAUCUAAUGAUCCGCUCCUUGCAAUCUAAGAAAAAUAAACAUUCAAGUAAUUUUUGAUCGUAGGUCUGGCUACCAACUAUUUGUGUUUGUGUCUACAAGCUUUUGAAUAUUUUGUCUGGUCUAUUGUUUAUUUGCAAUGUUGGACACUCUUGCCAUUUCCUAUGAUUUUUUUUGUUUGAUCUUACUCUCAAUAAACUGCAUAUUAACUCUGAUGAAUGAGUAUUUUCAGAUUAGAUUGGGUGGCCCCGACAUUGUCUCAGAUCCGAGCGAAUACCAAAAACAUAUGUCAGUUCUGUAGCAUAAAUAGAUUUACAUUUCUUUUCUUUUGCUCCAUUUUUGGUAUGUGUUUUGUCCAUACGAAUUGUUUCACCGAAGCAUGCACAUAGUAGUCAUUGCUUGAGUUAUGAUUGUAACUUACGAUUCUUCAUGUGUUGUUCACUAUAUUUGCCUAUAUGCAUUUAAACGAUGGUGUCCUGCAUAUGUAGUCAGGAAGCUACUAGCAGUACUGUUAGUUAAGGCUUUUCACCCUGUUCAUUAGUUUUACUUUGUGCGUACUGAAAGUAACCAAUAUGCUUCUGGAUCUGUGCUUUGGUAGCCCCGCAAUGUUCUGUUGGAGCACAAGAGAUUAAAGCUUCUGAAGUACUAGACCUGGCAAUUUCUUGUUUUUAGGCCUGUAUGCUCCAUUCUGAUUAUUACACUUCGGCUUGUUGGGCUGUACACCAGUAGGGUCAGCUGGACAUUCACAUUUAUACUGAAAUUUUUCAGUCUCCAUGGCAUUAUAUGCCUUGGUCAUAUUCUAUCACUUGUUUGCCAAGGAGUUGGUAGCUCACAAGCCUCUUGCUAUGUUUUUGUGCAUGAAAGGGAUUGUCUUGUCUUUCUCGCUGGUAAACCACUUCCUCUCCUGGCGUAAAGACUUCUGAAAAUUAUUGUAAUUAUCAUUGGGGUUAGUUUUUUUCCUGUGUGUCUGAAUGUUAUUGAUGUAAUUGUACGCAAGUUUGUCUUCGUGGUUGCAUCGGACAUUUAGUUAAGGUGGCGAUAUUGGUUUAGUAAUGUUGAUAGUUAAGGCCUUUUAUUCUUGCCAUGUUAUCUGCUAUGAUUUUGCAUGAAGCCCUCCUCUCACUCACUCUUUGGAUUUGUUCAGCAUGAUAUUUAAUUACCUUAUUUUGUUAUUAUGGCUAAGGUUAUCAGUCUAGGAGCUUUAUCUGCAGUUUAAUUUUCCAUGCAUUGCCAUGUAAAUAUUCAAAUUCAGAAAGAAAAUAAAAAUAAAGGUCGCAAAGAAACAACUAUGCACGGUGAAAAAUAAAGCUAGAGAUAAGUUUGAAACGAGUUUAUGAGCAUAAAUCAGUUAAAUUAUUUCACCUUUCAACACACAACUUUGCUGCUGUAGACAUUCCCAGUGGACUGUUGCUGUUAGUGAACCACCCUAUUGUCUAUGGGUGCUUGAGACUAACAUUCUAACUUGCAAUCCUUAGCGGUAGGAAACUAAAUAGGUAAAUACGACACCCGUUCCAUUUUGUGACACAAUUUCUUUUUAUCAAUUCAAAUCUGAUCAAACUCCUGCUUCUUGAAUAUGGUUAUCUGUCUAUAGGGUUGUGUACUGGACAUUUUGGCUGCUGUAGGGGUUAUUCAGACUCGCCAUUUCUAGCUGGACGUCGAGCGCAUACAGGAUGCAAUCCAGAAUGUCUUGAUUAUCGUAGAAAGGGUUAUCUUCUUGGUCCUCUAGCAAUAUGUGUACCAUGUCGCUCCGUACAGUGGCGCUGACAAGGCGAAAUCCGUGAAGAAAGAAUGAUUCAGGGCUUCGUGCCAAGCAAUAACUGCAGCUGGUUCUUGUAUGAUUUUGUGUGUAUGUGCUGGGAGUAUUGAUUCUAGGUGUUAUAGGAUAUGCAUAUUUCCUUGUGAACAUGUGUAGAGUGAGUAGUUGUUAUAUGCCUUGAACAUUAGAAAACCAGAUGACGAGGAACGACAUAUAGGAAAGCUACUGUUGUUACCGUGUUGUGAGAUUAUGUAAAGCCUGAACAAAGAGAAUUUUGGGGGUUCCACUCGAAUUUGGUCUAGAAUAAAUGGUUGUUUCCUAUUGCUUGUUCAAAAACUUGUCUGAAAUUAUUAGAGUGAUAUGAGUCCAGGUAUGGUUUGGGCUGUCUGUGUGCUUUCUCACACAAAGCUAAUGGAAAAAUGGAAAUAUUUUCAAAGCGCACAUGGUCUCAAAUGGGCCUCCACGCCAUUACAUAAUCUCGGUCUGAGGUUGCUGCUUAUUUGUUCUGCUAGCGAAGGUCGCCGUGUGUCUCCCGCCAGUCCGCGACAUAGCUUGCAAUCUAGAUCCAAGAAAGAAGAGAUAGGACCAAGGAAAUUAGGUGCUUCUCUAUCCCUCUAUCACUUACAUUUUAUUUUCCUAAUGUGGAUUUUCUAAAGAUGAUGGAUGAUGUGUGCUGCUCCCUCCUCUGGUUUUAGUUUCAGCAUGUUUCUCUCCAUGGUCCUCUCUAUUUUUCUGUAGAGUUUAACUAAACCAUAAAGAAUGUGGAGGUUUAUUUUAACUAUGUUUGUACCCAUGCAAAUCUUGAAUUGUUUACAUUAAUAGUUUAUUGACUGACAGAAUAAAGUAUCUUGUGUUCAACAUGCUCACAAAACUGAAUAGAAUCCCUUGUGAUGUCGAAUUCAGGUAUUACAGGGGAAAACACCAUUUGUUUUCUGGAUUCAUUUUUUUUUUUGUAAAACUAGCCGGAUAGUGAUCUUAAUGAUACAAUGCAUUUUUUUCGUACAAGUCGCUGGUGCAAUUUGCACCUGGCAAAUAAAUUUGUAUUACUACCUAUUUUACCAGGUAAAACACCAACAAUGUUGUUUGAGGUGCAUGUAUCGGUUGUAGCGAAAAUGUGCAUCUGACGAUGCAAUAUGACCAUGGAGCUCUGCAAGGCUUCAGGAUAUGUACCGCAACUAAGAGACUUGACACACCGCCACUUGCUCCUACCACCAUGCAAGUGGCCGAUGCUUUAGUGUCGAACUAUUAAUUAGUCCCCCUUUUUUCUUUAAUCUAUUGAAUGGUGCCUCUUACCAUAAAUACUUGUUAUGUGGACUCAAUAGAAAUGAUGUUUUACACAUCUUUGAUAGUUAUAAAACAAAUGUCAUAGAUGAUAGCUAUUUCUAUUAUGGGGACGUCUCAAACUGUUGUUCAUCUUCUAUUCAAUGUUUGAUAUUCCUUCAUUAUUUUUAUGCAGAAGGGCUAAAGCUUCAAUCAUACAUGUUUUCUCAAACCUAAAACUUCUAACUAAUGAAAAUAUUUUAAAAGCAAUCAUGAUUUUGAAGGUACAUAUGUUUUAAAACAAAGACCAUGUAUUUUUUGCUCAAACAAAAAGUCACUCAAAAAUGCAAAUGUUUUCAAUGCUAACAUGAUUUUAGAUGAACCUUUGUGAACAUGGUAGCAAGCAUUUUGUGCUAUCAAAUUAAAAUGUGUAUAUAAAUCUAAUUAUAAACAACAAUCCACCAUGUUUCCUAUUAAAGGGGAUUAAACCAUGUAUAUUUUUUUCAUCACGCGCAUGGAUUUAGCGUGCCUCUGCGCCAUUUGGCGCAACAGGCCCACUAGUUCUAAUAACACCUACCCUUAUUCUGCUAUCACCCAACCACCCGGCGCAAGCAGCCUCGUAAAUUAAACGUGCAACCCACUACUUGCACUGACCCCGCCCCCACCUCCAACCCCGACGCCCACGACCCCCACACCUUCUUUCGUUCCCAUCCCUUCCAGCUGUCUCCACCCUUCCCUUCCUCCUACAUCGCUGAUGAAAUCCAGGGCGGGCGGCCAUCUUCCAGCGACCACCCGAGGCACCCUAGCUUGACCUGAUCCGGAGACUUCGGCCUCCUCCUUGCUGCACUGUGUCAGGGCCCUCCCCUAGCCCAUAUGGGCUUGCCUCUGGACAUCAUAUGGGCUUGCCUCUGGACAUCACAUGGGUCUGGCCCGGCUGGGAAUCCUCUGGCCGCUGCAGCUACAAAUACUUGGGCAAAAGCAACGAACAGCCUAUCCAGUGGAUCACGGCACGAACCGGCGGCGGCUCUUUCCUCUUCCUCCUCUGGCUCUCUUCUCAAUCCCCAUUUCCUGCUGCAACUUGUAUCCUAGAUUAGCUACCUCUUGUAAUCGGCUACUGUGAUUGAGUAGUGAGAGUUGGUUCUUAACAUCUGGUAUUCAGAGCCAGUCCACCACCUUUCCACCACCCAAAUUUUCCCCAAUUUUUCUUCCACACCGAUUCAUCCGUUCCAUCGGCGACAACGCCAUGCCUGCCGACAAACCACCAGAGUGGGAUGCCAUGUCCACCAAGGAGCAGUUGUUGUGGUAUCUCGAGAGGUUAUGCGCUCAGGCAGACGAGAUGUGCUCAGCAUUGGGUAUUGCACGAGUGGGUGACCCUCCCAUGGUCACCUCGCUUAUCGAUCCGGCGGCUUCAACCACGACGCACGCCUCGUCCGCGCCCGUCCCCGACGUCUCCUGCUCCACCACCAAGUCCCAGGAGGUCCUCAAGGUCCUCCACGACACGGCCCCUGCCUCCAUCGAGAUGGCGCACGUCAUCUGUUCGAUGAAAUGCUCGGACGAGGUCGCCACCACCGAAUUUGGCGACACGGGCCAUGAUGCCCCUACUGCCAUCCUUCUCAAGCCAGCGGUCGACCUCAACGACAUCACGCCCACCCCUCCAAUGGCCAAACCGGAAGACCAGAAGGAGUACCAGGUUGUUGCGACCACGCCCUGGGCUGUCGAUAUCACCAUCGAUGUCCAACUUGCCACCCCUAUACCUCCCAUGCUCUCGAGGUAUGACCCUGACAACAACUGCGACGACGUUGCUGAUGCGUCCCUGAUUUUGUUGGUCGCGCACUCGGCGAAAUCAGUGCCUUCGGUUGUCCUCGUCCACGGCAAUGCCAGGGUGCAGCCAAUUGCACGCACAGAGCAUCGACCAAAUGGCGUUCAUCUUGUGAUGGGGAGCAAAUGCUUACUACUGCCACCAUUGCAAAAGGAAAUCAAGCAGCAACCGUGGCCACCCCCUAUUCAAGUGCAGAUUGUUGAGGAGGGUGUUGUUCUCUUCUAUGACAUCCCUCAAAGCUGUUUUACUGAUGAUUUUGGCUAUGAGUGGUGGCCACCUGACCACCAGCCGGGUGACUAUCAAACAGAGCUUUCUUUUGCAGUACAUCCAGAUGGAGAACCGUUCUUGAACCAUGUCUGGGACGUCUCGCCGCACACAAGGCACCAGGGCCUGCUACUACGGCCGAUACCGUGGCCAUCGUUUCUGGAAGAUCAUAUUGCAGAAGGGAAUGAGAUUCAACCAACUCCAUGGCCAUCAUUUGCAGUCAGUGUGCCAUCAGAGGUUUGUCAUUCUAGUGUUGCCCAUUGCAACUUCUCGGUGACUACUUCUGUUCAUAGCCUUCAUAAAUGGACAUUCAGGGCACAUCCAUAUCAGUUUGCCCAAGUGCUUGACAUGGGUUUGACUAGUAGCAGCUUUCCAAUGGAAUCAUGUCAUGUUGGAGAUCUUGUGGGCAAUCACCGUAGACACUGCAUACAGAAGAAUUUUUCUGGUGAUCUAAAGCUCCCGAGAGAAUCCUGGAAGUACCUACAAAUUGUACAGCAGAAACCAUGUCAGCCUGAGCAGGAAUGGAGGUUAUCUAUUUCAACUGAGCUACAAGGUUAUGACACACCAGGUGCGGACCGUGAGCACCAAACAAAGGCGCAACCACUGUUCGAGUUCAGUCAAGGGACGACCCAGCUGAAGCAUUCGUGGCCAUCAUUGUCAUGCAAUUGCCGAGCAGUACAGGUUUUGAGCAUGUCAGUGUUGUAUCUCUCGAGUGUGCAGUUGAAACUAUCUCCCUCUAAGAAGGCCUUUUCUGCAUUUCGGGCUCGAGAUGUACAUCCAAGGUUUGGGUUCAGUCAAAAAAAUAUUCAGCUGAAGCUAGCAGGGCCACAUUUUUCCCGGGAUUGCCGAGCAGUGCAGUUUCUUGUUAUUCAUGAGAAGUUGACUAGUCGUUUGUGCCAUGAGCAAUUGUGGAGCACUAAAUACCAUGUGUGUAAAAACCAAGAGCGGCUGAACUUAUGUGAAAAUCACGUUCUGGAGCAAGCUACUACUUAUAAUAUUCCUUGGCAUGAGAAAUUGCAGGGGGGCAUGAAGACCAUGAGCAUGUCAGCAAAUUGGCCACUUUUGGUUCAGAGGGAAUAUAAGAGGAGUGGCCAUCUUGUUAAGAAAUGCAAUGCUAAACAAAUACCUGGGGGUUCCAGAGCUAGAAUUCACCUAACUAUACUACUGAUCACUUUUAACUGUUGCCCCCCAUUUGGUGCAAAAAUGCUUGGUGGAAAUGCUUAUCACUUGCUUAUGAUACAGAUCAUCGCAACCCUUCUGAGCGAUUUACCAGCGAAAUCUAUUGGAGCUGAGUUGCAGCAACAUGUUACACUGCCUGGGAAUUAUUUUGCAUUGUUUCAGCCGAAGUCCCGAAGGCCACUUCAUAUCAUUGUUUUCGCUCAGGUGUCUUUGUUCAGCAAGCAGGCCAUAGCUGAAUCUCUGCAUGACAAGACGUCCCCUUGGCCACUGAUUAAAUUUGAGGUUCUUGUGCUACCUGACAACAAGUCAUCUGUGCUAAUUUCCUUUCUUUCCACAAGAAAGUGGAGCGUACUAGGAGGCCCAUCGCAAGAUGUUGCUGAACUAGAUGGUAUGGUGGGAAAGGUGGAACGAGUAUCUCAUAUGGGCAACCCCAUUCAUCUAUUCGUUGAGCAACAAAUGUCACUACCUGACCCUGACGACAACACAAGCAUGAAUAACAUACAAAUUGCAAUUAUGCACAAGUCAUGGGACCCCAGGAGCAUUACCAUGCCAACUUCGCAUCUUCAGCCGUCAAAGGUUACAGGGGCAAUGGUCUUUAGCAAGGAAGCACGAGCCGUGGGUGGAAUGGUGCCUUGUACCCUCUCUGGUCAAGAGCAUGCUGAAAGAAGGGGGUUGAAGAUCCUUAUGUCGAUGCUCACCAGCCAUGAGUGGUAUGUCGUUCUCUCAAUGCUGCUAUGAAGAGCAUUUUCAAGGAGUGGGGAAUGUCAUCGCGGUCGUUGUUGCUGCCGGCUUGGUGCAAGGCUACGUCGACCACAAGUACUACAUCGGCGUCUACAACAACUACUUCCUCGACAUCUUCUUCGUUGAGGUCGCCAUCGGCCACGACUACUACAACCUCGUCAUUCAAGUCAACCCCGACUUCGACUACCACCACGACAUCAAGCUAGUCAAGGAACACCCAGUGCCAUGGGAUCCGGGCGGUUCUCAAUGGCGUCGUUCAAGGGGCAAGGACGAUCGAGUGCAAUGGGAUCCGGGAGGGUCUUGGUGGCGUCGGCUUGGGGGCAAGCCGAAUCUCAAGAAGGGGGGAUGUCAGGGCCCUCCCCUAGCCCAUAUGGGCUUGCCUCUGGACAUCAUAUGGGCUUGCCUUUGGACAUCACAUGGGCCUGGCCCGGCUGGGAAUCCUCUGGCCGCUGCAGCUAUAAAUACUUGGGCAAAAGCAACGAACAACCUAUCCAGUGGAUCACGGCACGAACCGGCGGCGGCUCUUUCCUCUUCCUCCUUUGGCUCUCUUCUCAAUCCCCAUUUCCUGCUGCAACUUGUAUCCCAGAUUAGCUACCUCUUGUAAUCGGCUACUGUGAUUGAGUAGUGAGAGUUGGUUCUUAACACACUGGCGCUGGAUCGCCAGUCAGGCUCCACCGAAUCGAGGGGAAAAGGAGGCCGAUGAACUUGAGCCAUCGCCCCGGUGAGAUCCAUGACGACCGAUCUAGAGGAGCUCGCUCGGUACGGCGACGACGUUCCCCUCUCUCACCCUUCUGACUUCGUACCUUUUUUUUUCAUGACGACCGGACUCCCCCCGUGCGAGUGGAUCUGGGACGGGCAGGUGGCCAAAUCAGGCAGCCGGCAUCGCGGGUGACGGAUGGCAGGCACUGCAGGCAGCGACGCUGUGUAGCCCAUGGCACCACCACCUUCCUUCCCUCCAGGCACCUUCCUCGUCGCCAUGGGGCUCGCCGCGCUGGCCACCACCCGUCUCACCCCCACUAGCGCUUUCUCCCGCUGCGUUGCUAGGGACAGGGAGAAGCGCCGCCAUAGCACUAAGCUCCCACGUCGGAUCCGUGCGACAGGGCACCUCUCCCGACGGAUCCAGCAACCGUCACCUCCUAGGGUUCUAGCGACCACCGAAUUGAGGUCGGCGUGGCCUCACUGCGGUAGUGGCCUCCUUGUCCUCUGGCGGUGCGGACCCCUUCGUGUGUGCAAUCUGCUAGCUGUGGAUGUGUAGUGCGUGUGUGCACUUCGGUGAGCUCAAACGAAGACACAUAUCAGUAAACUAUGUUCUCUAAUGCAGAAAAAAUGGAGCAAAAUUCAAUUAUAAAAAAGGAAACACAAGAUGCACUUGGCUUUGUCGCGGUGGACUCCCGUCUGUAGUUCACUCAGAGUUUGAUUGAUGUCCUCUUGUGGGUCAUGGAGUUCGACUGGGCUCCGCUAGUAAAGUUCAUAAAAAAAACUGUUUAGAUUUGCAGUGCAUAGUAUAGAGGAGUUUACUUUGUAAAAAAGGUUGUACAUAGGAGUUCACUUUUUAUUAUUUUGGGAGGAGUUGUUUUGCAAAAUUUGUAUCAACAUAUUUUAUAUGAAGUUUGUUGCCCUUC
Triticum aestivum (bread wheat) is the source of this 9548-nucleotide messenger RNA. RefSeq lists its product as uncharacterized. The record is from RefSeq and is a predicted model, not a curated record. The transcript is spliced from 5 exons. Bases 5167 to 7923 code for a protein of 918 amino acids. Lineage: Eukaryota; Viridiplantae; Streptophyta; Magnoliopsida; Poales; Poaceae.